Messenger RNA from Cephus cinctus (wheat stem sawfly), 370 nucleotides. Its product is annotated as 14 kDa phosphohistidine phosphatase. Gene Ontology annotation, biological process: peptidyl-histidine dephosphorylation. Gene Ontology annotation, cellular component: cytosol. Gene Ontology annotation, molecular function: protein histidine phosphatase activity. NCBI's taxonomy places the organism in Eukaryota, Metazoa, Arthropoda, Insecta, Hymenoptera, Cephidae. The record is from RefSeq and is a predicted model, not a curated record.
CUGAUAUUUACGACGAGACCGGCGUUCAGCUCAAGCAAUACGGUUCGGCGUUGGAUACCGAAUGUCUUGGCGGUGGCAGAAUAAAUCAUAACCAACCGGAGAAGAAGAUUUUGGUUUAUGGAUACUCUCAGGGAUUUGGCAAAGCUGAUCACAAAAUUACGGUUGAUCUGCUCAAAAAAAAGUAUCCAGAAUAUAAUAUUACGUGGUCCGACGAAGGAUAUUGAAGCAGACUGUUUUAUUCUUUGUGACGAAGGAAAAACUUAUCGUUCGUUGUACCUCGGAAAUUGUGGUUCUGGAAUUGGCUGUAUUUGUUACAAAAAAAUGUAUUGUUGUGCUAUUGUACGAAAUAAAAGCUUUUCAAUACUUUCAA